AGUGAAUAUUAUUUACCAUUCCCCAAAAUUCUAUUUUGGAACCGAUAAUAAAAGAGGCGACCGACACUCUCAAUUGGUCUUCUUCACUCUCAUUUACGCCACUGAAUUCAAUUCGUUAUGACUACAACACAGUCGUCAAUUUCGCAACCGCCGCUUCCACUCGCCGGACGAGUCGCCAUCGUCACCGGCUCGUCCCGUGGUAUUGGCCGAGCGAUAGCUAUCCACCUCGCUGAACUCGGUGCGAGGGUUGUUGUCAACUACACCUCUAAAGCCGCGGACGCCGAGCGUGUAGCGACUGAGAUCAAUGGUUUCCCAGUUAGGGAAGAAAUCACAGGAAAGGGUCCAAGAGCCAUUGUGGUUCAGGCCAAUGUCUCCGAGCCAAGUCAGGUGAAAGCCAUGUUUGAUGCUGCGGAGAGUGCCUUUGAAGCGCCGGUUCACAUUCUGGUUAACUCGGCUGGAGUUCUCGAUCCCAAAUACCCUACGAUUGCUGACACCUCAGUCGAAGAAUUCGACCGCAUCUUCAGUGUCAAUACAAAAGGAGCGUUCCUGUGCAGCAAAGAAGCUGCCAAUAGGCUAAAACAAGGAGGAGGAGGUCGGAUCAUACUACUAACAUCUUCCACAACCCGAUCCUUGAGAGUGGGGUAUGGUGCAUACGCAGCAUCAAAGGCAGCUGUGGAAACCAUGGUCAAGAUCCUUGCAAAAGAGCUCAAAGGCACAGGGAUCACUGCAAACUGUGUUGCUCCAGGACCCAUUGCAACUGAGAUGUUCUUUGAUGGAAAGACCCCAGAGUUGGUUGAGAAGAUAGCCGCAGAGUCUCCGUUUGGGAGGGUGGGUGAAGCCAAAGACGUGGUGCCUCUUGUUGGAUUCUUGGCAGGUGAUGGUGGUGAAUGGGUCAAUGGACAAAUCAUUCCAGUUAAUGGUGGAUAUGUGUAAAAGAUAUGGUAUUUAACUCUUAAGAGGAGCCUCUUCUUCCUGAUAUCUUGGUAGGGUGUUAAGUUGAUUAAAUUGAAACAUUGGGGGUUCGAAUUGGAAUAAACAAUAAACAUUCAGAUUGAAAAUAA
Messenger RNA from Capsella rubella, 1061 nucleotides. Its product is annotated as NADPH-dependent aldehyde reductase-like protein, chloroplastic. NCBI's taxonomy places the organism in Eukaryota, Viridiplantae, Streptophyta, Magnoliopsida, Brassicales, Brassicaceae. The transcript is spliced from 2 exons. The coding region runs from base 118 to 933 and encodes 271 amino acids. The record is from RefSeq and is a predicted model, not a curated record. Gene Ontology annotation, molecular function: oxidoreductase activity.